GGAGGCUCGGCGACGGACCAACUUCCGGUGCGGGCGGGCGGCGUGAGGGAUGUCGAUUCUGUUUCCCUCCCUCUUCCCUCGAGUGACGGAGUCACUGUGGUUUAACUUGGAUCGACCAUGUGUGGACGAAAACGAGCUCCAACAGCAAGAGAACCAGCACCAGGCAUGGUUACAGAGUAUAGCCGAGAAGAACAACACCCUGGUCCCCAUCGGAAAGCCAGCCUCUGAGCAGAAUUAUGAUGAUGAGGAGGAGGAGGAUGAUGAAGAUGAUGAGGACAGCGAAGAAGAUUCAGAGGAGGACGAAGACAUGCAGGACAUGGACGAGAUGAACGAUUACAAUGAGUCACCUGAUGAUGGAGAAAUAAAUGAGAUCGACAUGGAGGGUGCAGAACAGGACCAGGACCAGUGGAUGAUCUGACAGGCACAGGACACCCCCUGCACCUUGGAAGUGAGGGGCUGUCAUCAGCUCGCUCUCUGCACAGAUGGCGGUGCAGCAGUGUCCGUGUCCUUCCUCUGAUACCGCUGCUACACGACAGUGAUGUUGUCCACGUGAUAAGAAACCAUCGAGCUGCAGGUGAAACUCGGUGGCUCGAUGAGCGUCUGUGGGGUGGGGAGCCUGGCAUAGCAUCGACAAUUUCUCCCCUCUCACAGACACUACUCUCCCUGCUGAGUUCGUCUAGAAGCUUGUGUGUUACUUUCUCUUGCCUCCGUGAUAACAAGCCUUCCUUGGCCAUUCAGGGCUUUGAUAACAUUCCUAUUGGCUGACCUGAACUUCCACUUUCCUAACCCCUAUAACGUCCUUUCCCAAUAAAAAAAAUUCCAUUUGCAGUUUGGGCUUUGUUUACCUCACACUAUAGGAAGGUGGAAAGGUAUUUUGCCUGGUGGAAAGCUGCAGAUUCUGGGCCAGGUUUGCCUUGUGGCCAUAUUACACCACAAUGAGCUGUCGUCGUUCAAGAGGCGCUGCAGUAGCAUAGAGGUUCGCGUGACACGUUUAUAGCUGGGGAUUUCAAUUCCAGCGUCCUCUGUGAGGAGAUUGUACAUUGUUCCCAUGUACACGUGGGUUUCCUCUGGGUGCUCUGGUUUCCUCCCACAUUCCAGGAUGUACGGGUUAGUCAUUGUAAACUGUCCUGCGAUUAGGCUAGGGUUAAAUAGAUGGGUUGCUGGAUGUCGUAGCUCGUCAGGCCGGGAGAGCCAUCUCAUCCUUAUCUCUAUAACUCCUCUCCCUGAAGUGAAUUUUGACAUUGUGUGUUCCCCCUGUAUGCAAAUUCUAGAUUCUUGCUGGAGGGUUGAUUCUCAUUAGAACGGUUAAACCAGAAUCACUCACUGUGUCAGGUGUUCAGUUUAAUUUAAUUAUUUAAUAAAGAUCCAUCACAGAACAGGAGCACCGAGCAGUGCCACGCAGCAACUCACCUAUUUAACCCUGGCCUAAUCACAGGACAAUUAACAGACUGACAGUAGGGGGGAAACUGGAGAAAGCCCAUGCGGUCAUGGAGAUUGUACAAACUUUGCAACAGAGGACACCUGACACUGAACUGGGAACUCCUGGCGCGCCGAGCUGCGAUAGUGUUGCUCCAACCACUACACUCCCAUGGCAUCCUGGUGCUAUCUGUUGAGUUUUGUAAUAAAAUGUUUUUCUUAACAGUU
Mobula hypostoma (lesser devil ray) is the source of this 1644-nucleotide messenger RNA. RefSeq names its product anaphase promoting complex subunit 15 (gene anapc15). NCBI's taxonomy places the organism in Eukaryota, Metazoa, Chordata, Chondrichthyes, Myliobatiformes, Myliobatidae. Bases 50 to 418 code for a protein of 122 amino acids. Gene Ontology annotation, biological process: regulation of mitotic cell cycle spindle assembly checkpoint. The record is from RefSeq and is a predicted model, not a curated record. The transcript has 5 exons. Gene Ontology annotation, cellular component: anaphase-promoting complex.